AAAUCUCUUUAGACACUCACUCUGAAAGAAAUGGAAAGAUGUCCAUUGACAGGGAAGAUUUAAAAAGGUCUCUGUAUUCAAAUUGGUUCAGAUAACUUCUACCAGAGAAUCCUGGCAGGAAGUAACAAUGAAGGGAAUCCAAAGUCUGAAAGCUUCUGGAUUGGCCCUGCUUCUGGUGGUUUCAUUCAUCUCCUACUCCUGCUGUGCUCCCCAGAGAAUUUUGGAAAGAAGAAACUGGACUCCUCAAACUAUUCUCUACCUCAAGGGGACUCAAGGCCGCCACUUCAUCUCAGAGGAGAACAGGAGGAAAGAUCUCUACAACAGACUACAGCCGGAAAAGCGCAGCCAAAGUCUAAACCCAAUACUUAUUUCUGAAGCUGCAGCCAUGUUCUUUAAGUCCCUGCAGAAACCACCAGAAGAAGCUAGAGCAGUAAACUUUGAUCAAUCAAGAUUCUUGGAAGAUAACCUAUUAAACUGGAGAAAAUGAUCCAAUUUACUAAAAAUUUUCCUUAUAUUUCUGUUGAAACCAUUAUUUAUGUGAAUAAAAAACAUGGUCUACACAUGGUCUAUAUUCUGAAGGAAUAUAUACAUACAAAUGUAAUCUCAGUUUCAGUUUUUAAGGAUAAUUAUUGAAAAAUAAUUUUAGCAGAUAACAUUACUUCUUUUUCUUUAUUAUAUAUUCAUUUAGUUCACAAAAUUAUAUC
Molecule: messenger RNA, 704 nt
Organism: Antechinus flavipes (yellow-footed antechinus)
Lineage: Eukaryota; Metazoa; Chordata; Mammalia; Dasyuromorphia; Dasyuridae
Gene: SPX
Product: spexin hormone
Exons: 6
Coding region: 128-487 (119 amino acids)
Biological process (GO): positive regulation of gastro-intestinal system smooth muscle contraction
Cellular component (GO): cytoplasm
Molecular function (GO): neuropeptide hormone activity
Source: RefSeq, a predicted model, not a curated record